Molecule: messenger RNA, 1836 nt
Organism: Auxenochlorella protothecoides
Lineage: Eukaryota; Viridiplantae; Chlorophyta; Trebouxiophyceae; Chlorellales; Chlorellaceae
Product: Replication protein A 70 kDa DNA-binding subunit
Exons: 12
Coding region: 1-1836 (611 amino acids)
Biological process (GO): DNA recombination; DNA repair; DNA replication
Cellular component (GO): nucleus
Molecular function (GO): DNA binding
Source: RefSeq, a predicted model, not a curated record
AUGUCCAUCCUGACCCCGGGGUCGGUGGCCAACCUGAAGGCUAGCGACGCCUUUUCCGAGGCCGUGACGCUCAAGGUCCAACAGCUGCAGGAGGGAGUGAACGGCAAGUACAAGUGCCAGUUCUCCGAUGGCAAGGAGAACAUCUCCGGCAUACUCACCUCCCAGGUCGGAAAGCGGCAUGGCGCACAGCUGAAGGAGGAUGAUGUGGUGUGCAUCACGGAAGCCAACAUCAGCUCCAUCGAGGACAGCAAGGUGCUGAUUGUUGCCGGCAUGGACCUGGUGGGUGACCGGGAGCCAUCCUCACCGGCCCCUGCUGCACCCAAGGCCGAGGCCAUCAAGCCCGAGGCUGCCACCCCCGCCCCGCUCAGCCGCCCAGCCGCAAGCCCCUACGGCGCCCCAGCCUCCGCCACGCCCAUCAACCACCCAACCCCUCCCUCCGCCGGCUGGGCGCUGCGCAAUGGGGGUGCCACCCCCCGGACCAUCCAGCCCAUCGGCGCCCUGAACCCCUACAACAACAACUGGGCCAUCAAGGCCAAGGUGGUGUCCAAGGGCCAGAAGCGCAGGCAAGUGGACCGCCGCUUCACCAAGAACGGCGCAGCCACCAGCGUCUUCUCUGCGGAGCUGGUGGACGACCGCGGAACGAGCAUCGAGGCCACUUUCUGGCGCGAGGCGGCAGACCGCUGCUACGCCGCGCUGGAGGAGGGGCGGGUGUACACGCUGGCGCGCGGCGCCGUCAAGCCCGCCAACAAGAAGUUCUCCUCCGUGCGCAACGACUACACGCUGCACUUUGACGCCGGAGCGGAGGUGGAGCCGUGCGAGGACGACAUUGAUGUCAGCCAGAUGCAGGCCAAGCUGGACCCCGUGCCCAUCGAGCAGCUGGCGGCAUUUGCCGACAAGAAGAUGACCGUCGACCUCCUUGCCGUGGUUUCUUCGGUGGGGCCGUUGGGCAGCGUCAAGCGCAAGGUGGAUGCCGCUGAGCUGGCACGCCGCGACGUCACCCUUGUCGACCAGGGCAAGAAGACGGUGACCCUGACGCUGUGGGGGCCGACGGCUGAGGGCCUGGGCGCCGAGCUGGAAAGCAGAGCCGCUCAGCACCCCGUCCUCUCUGUCUCCGCCUGCCGCGUGUCGGCCUUCAACGGUGUGUCGGUGUCGACCCUGCACCGCAGCGUCCUGAGCGUGGACCCCGCUGGGCCUGAGGCCGACGCUCUGCGGGCCUGGUGGGCGGGCGAGGGCAGCGCGGCGCCCACCACCCACGUCGGAGAGGGCCUGAGCGGCGCAGCGGGGCGUAGCGGUGCCCAGGCCGCCUCCAACGCCAGGUUGUCCCUGGCCGACAUCCGCGAACAGGGGCCCACCUCCGCUGGGGUCAAGCCGGUGUUCAGCUCCGCCACCGCCACGGUGGCCAGCAUCAACCCGGACCAGAGCCUGUACUACGCUGCCAACCCCGAGAACAACCGCAAGGUCGUGGAGCAGGGCCCCGGCCAGUGGUACUGCGAGUACAGCGGCACCACCCUGCCCAGCAUGGUCAGGCGGUACAUCCUGCAGGCCAAGGUGGUGGAUGAGAGCGGGGAGUGCUUUGUGCAGGUGUUCAAUGACCAGGCGCAGGAGCUGCUGGGCAUGUCUGCCGACGACCUGGCCGCCCUCAAGGACGCCGAGCCAUCGCGCUUCCUGGCCACGCUCAAGGCCGCCAGCUGGAAGGACUGGGCCCUGCGGGUCAAGGCCAGUGCACAGGAGUACAACGGUGAGCAGCGGCAGCGGUUUGCGCUGGCGGAGAUCAAGCCCCUGGACUUCGCGGCGGAGAGCAGGAGGAUGCUCAGUCUGAUCUCAGGCCAAGCCUAG